AUGGACCCGACCAAACUGGCCCAGCCGUGGCCCAACAGCGACCCUCCCUUCUCGUUCCGAAAUGUGAUCACUCUGACCUCUGACCUGCAGUCCUUCACCCAGAAGCUGCAGAAGGAGAGGAUCUCAGGCAACCUGGAUGCUCCAGAGGGGGGCUUCGACGCCAUACUGCAGGCUACAGUCUGCGGGGAAAAGAUUGGCUGGCGUGACCAUGCCACCCACCUCCUGGUCUUCUCCACCGAGUCGGCCUUCCACUACGAGGGUGACGGUGCCAACGUGCUGGCUGGCAUCAUGCCACGCAACGACGAGCAGUGCCACCUGGACCCCGAUGGGAAAUACACAGAGGACACCAGGCAGGACUACCCCUCAGUGCCCACCCUGGUUCGCCUGCUGGGCAAACACAACAUCAUCCCCAUCUUUGCCGUCACAAACCACUCCUUCACCUACUAUGAGGUAAGAACUCAGAGCUACUACUCACCUUACUAACCUGAACCCUGCACCUUACUAACCUGAACCCUCCACCAUACUAACCUGAACCCUCCACCUUGCUAACCUGAACCCUCCACCAUACUAACCUGAACCCUCCACCUUACUAACCUGAACCCUCCACCUUACUAACCUGAACCCUCCACCUUAC
Salvelinus sp. IW2-2015 is the source of this 634-nucleotide messenger RNA. Lineage: Eukaryota; Metazoa; Chordata; Actinopteri; Salmoniformes; Salmonidae. The record is from RefSeq and is a predicted model, not a curated record.